Messenger RNA from Paramecium sonneborni, 1391 nucleotides. The record is from the annotation of a GenBank genome assembly. NCBI's taxonomy places the organism in Eukaryota, Ciliophora, Oligohymenophorea, Peniculida, Parameciidae.
AUGCGUUCUGAUACAGAAUAGACUUAAGAUAGCUGUUAAGUUUGUAAAAAAUAAGAUGUAGAAUUAUCAAGAUGUUCUUAAUGCAAAUCCAUUUAUUAUUGUUCAAUAGAAUGUUAAAAAAAAGACUGGAAAGAUCAUAAAUUUAUCUGUUCUGAAAUAUUGUUAAAAUAAUAGCGAGAAAAAUAAAGAGCAGAGAGAAAAGCAUAAGGAAAGAAAGCAAUUGAAGAUUUUGCAGAUUUUGAAGUUUUAGGUCAUGGAAACUUCUCAGAUAUAUUUAGAGUUCGAGAAAUUGAAACUAAUUAACUCUAUGCAUUAAAAUAGAUUAAUAAAAGAAAAUUAACAUAAGUAAACAAGGAAAAAGAUGUUUAUAUGGAAAAGCAUUGUUUAGGCAAACUUACUGAAAAUCCCUAUGUUAUUAGAUUAUACUCAACAUUUUAAGAUGAUGAAAAUUUAUAUAUGUUAAUGUAAUACAUUGAUGGAGGAGAAUUGUGGUAACAAAUUCAUAAUUUUGGAGCUAGAGCAUUUCCCAUUUGUCUAUACUAUAUUUCAGAAAUUCUAAAAGGUAAAUAUAUUCAAUUUUAAUAAAGCAAUAAAUUCAAUUCAUAAAUAAGGGAUAGUUCAUAGAGAUAUAAAAAGUGAAAACAUACUGUUAACUUAAGAUAAAAAAAUAAAGUUUAUAGAUUUUGGCACAGCAAGAGACAUGAAUGAUCCAACUAUAGAAGGAAGUGGAAAUGGAAGAAAAGGUAAUAUUUAUAUAAUUAUUUAUUCAUAGGUAAAUAAACAUUUAAACAUUUUGUUGGUACUCCACAAUUUAUGGCUCCUGAAUGUAUAAGAAAUAAAGAUUCAAAUGAAAAAUCAGAUAUAUAUUCUUUAGGAGUUUUAUUUUAUCAUAUAGUUUUUGGAAAAUAUCCAUUUGAUGGAAAAAGUGAUUAUUUGGUGUUUUAAUAAGCAUUGGAGACUGAAUUAAAAUUUCCAGAUGGAUGGAUCGAUAAUCAAUAAUUUAGAAAUCUUAUUAAAAAGAUGUUGCAAAAAGAUCCUUAAGAUAGACCUAGUCUAUCUGAAAUAAUGGAAGAUUAAUUAUGGGGAGACAAUUUUGAUUGGAAUACAUAAUAAGGUAUAAUUAUUGUCUCUAAUAAGACUAUUAGACAAUAUUAAAUGAAUUAAGUGAAAUUGAUAAAUUUACUUUUGAUUUUGCUAUAGAAUUAAAUAAUGCUGAAAAAUUAGAAGAUAAGAUUUGUGUUAAGUUUGAAGUGAAUAAAGUGUUGGGAAAAUAUGAAAAAUUAAUAAAAGAUGAAUAUUACUAAAAAAGAUUUAAUUAUAUGAAAUAAAUUGUAGAAUAGAAUUUACAAAACAGAAAAGAUGAUGAUGAUGAGCCUUAAUAAUUUAGAUGA